CAAUCUCUUCGGAUACCAACCUGAAUACUAUCUUGGCUGGCGAAGGCAGGCCGAACGCUAGACAGUAACCUUAGUAAUGCAGUAUCACGCGAGCUGUGAAUACGCAUCAUUGCCGCGGUGAGGUCUUCCGAUUAAACGUUGGUUUUGUCUUAAACAUUAAUAAUAAUUAUUCGCGUAAAACGUUCAACUAAACCGACUGUUUUACCGCAACGACAAAAAAAUACUAUGCGCUGUUGCGAAAUUGUCGGCUCCAUAGUGAAUUUUACGUUUUAAUCAAGUGCCUCUUUUUGCGCAAUAACCUAUGCAGACCCUCGUGUAAGACCGCCGGAAGUAUCUAAUUAGAAAACAAUACAAGCAUAAAAACCAUUAUGGCUCACACCGCCGUGCUAAGAUCUCAAAACCGAGCAAUCUCGAAGGGAACAGAUCCAAAAGUUGCCACUUGUCGAGGAAAAUUACAAAACAAACGUUCAGUAUUGAACCAGGAAAUUAACAAAGAACUUAAACUUCGAGCUGGAGCUGAAAAUCUAUUAAGAGCUACAAAAAAUCGAAAGUUAAAAGAAACUGUAGCUUUAGAGUUAAGUUUUAUGAACUCCAAUUUGCAGCUCCUCAAAGACGAGAUGGCACAGUUGAACAGUUCGGUGGAAAUUUACCAAGACGACAGUGCCGAACACAUCAUGCCUAUGAUUCCGUUGGGCCUAAAGGAAACCAAAGACAUCGAUUUUAAGGACGCUUUUCAAGAUUUUAUUUCCGAACACUACAGCGAAGACUGUAGACUUUACGAAGAAGCCAUUUCCGAUUUCACCAAACUCAGACAGGACAUUCAGUUUCCCAGAAGGGAUAGUUCGGGAAUAUCACUUUUGAUUCAUUAUUUCAAUCAACUCUACUAUGUGGAAAGAAGGUUUUUUCCGCCCGAUCGGAGCAUGGGAAUUUACUUCGAAUGGUAUGACUCUCUGACCGGAGUGCCGAGCUGCCAAAAGACCGUGGCUUUUGAAAAAGCCUGUGUCCUGUUCAAUGUGGCUGCCAUACACACACAGAUAGGCGCCAAGCAAAACCGAUUGUCCGAAAAAGGGUUGGACCAAGCCAUAGGAUGCUUCCUGCGGGCCGCCGGCACUUAUACUUACAUCCAGGAAACGUUCGUUAACGCUCCUAGCAUGGACUUGUCGUCGAACAUGAUGACAUUGCUGGCCAAGAUCAUGAUGGCUCAAGCGCAAGAAUGUCUGUUUGAGAAACUAGAACUGCAAGUGCACAACAAGACGGACUAUGACUUAUCUAUGGAUCUCGGUCAAGAAGCCGCUCAAGUGUCCGAAAUCUAUGCAAACAUCUACUCGCUAACGUCUCUGGAAGGGAUAGCCGGCUACAUACCGGACACGUGGGUGUCGUUGAUCCAAGUUAAAAAGGAACAUUACGCGGCAUUAUCGUACCAUUACACCGGCAUAGGCGUUUGGGAAGUUCCGACUAGCAAUGACAAGCACAACAACAGCUGUAGCACCAGCAAUAGCAGUAAUCGACGACGAUCAAUGCACUCUGCCGGUUCUUCUUCGCCGGCCACCAUUACCGACGAAAACCGUAAACAAUUGGGCAAAGCUCUUUUGAAACUAUCGAUAUUGUUUCACGAAGAAGCGUUGAGGAUACAGAGACUGUGCAGAGAACUUCGUUCGAAAAACUCUCUGGCCGAAGUACUAAAAUCGGCCAUGAACAUCACUAUAGACGUGCUGAACGACGAGGGAGGUCUAGAAGAGAUUGGCGACGAUGACUUCUAUUGUGAUACUAUAGAACCGCCCGUCAUCGAACCUUGCAGUAAAUUUCAAUUGUCGUUGACUCCGCCCGACUUUGGCAGUCUGCCAGCCGAAGAUCUGUUCGCCAAAUUGGGACCCGUGGCCGUGUUUUCCGCGAAACACCACUGGACGGCACCCAAGACACUGAAACUGAAAAAGACUGGUCAACGCGGUAGUUCACACAACGGAGGUGUUGGAAGUGGAGGAGGAGGUACUGGCAAUGGCGGCAGCUUUGGGUUCAGCGUCCGCGGCGACGCUCCUGUCACCAUCAGGGACGUGGAAUCCGGAUCAAUAGCUCAGUAUGCCGGCAUGAAAGAAGGCGACGUCAUCGUCGGAAUUGGCGACGAAGAUGUGAAGUGGGCCAAUUCGGAUCAUGUGGCGAAGCUCAUAAAACAUUUCCAAGACUCUUUGGUAAUGAAAGUUGUGACACCAAUCAACCGCGACAGUAAUAGGUAUUUGCACAACCGACAACAUAUAGUAGAUUCGAAAAACAUGAUGAAUAAUAAACUAAGUACGCCACACGAUAAGUUAAGCCCGAGGAGUUCGAUACUGAGGAAGAAAAUAUGGAAUCCGUUCAGAAAAUAACAGCUGUUCAAUUAUUUUUACUCAUCAGCAUAAGUAUUAUAUUUUUGCUCAUAAAAAAUAUUACAAUUUUUUUUUUUUCAAUUAUAUAUACGUUGUUUAAUGCAUCUAUUUUAAUAAAUUGCUGCUGUUAACACUAAUAGGCUCUACCUAGCUUUAUAUUAUAUUCAUUGUAAAUAAUAUAAUAGCGUUUUAAUUCUAUGUACAGACUAUAUACUUUAUACAUGAUAUGAAAAGUUCAGGUUAGUAACGGUAA
Messenger RNA from Adelges cooleyi (spruce gall adelgid), 2613 nucleotides. RefSeq names its product rhophilin-2 (gene Rhp). The transcript is spliced from 13 exons. Gene Ontology annotation, biological process: signal transduction; negative regulation of stress fiber assembly. Gene Ontology annotation, molecular function: protein binding. NCBI's taxonomy places the organism in Eukaryota, Metazoa, Arthropoda, Insecta, Hemiptera, Adelgidae. The record is from RefSeq and is a predicted model, not a curated record. Bases 369 to 2360 code for a protein of 663 amino acids.